Molecule: messenger RNA, 1017 nt
Organism: Pseudophryne corroboree (corroboree frog)
Lineage: Eukaryota; Metazoa; Chordata; Amphibia; Anura; Myobatrachidae
Gene: PLA2G3
Product: phospholipase A2 group III
Exons: 5
Coding region: 1-1017 (338 amino acids)
Biological process (GO): phospholipid metabolic process; arachidonate secretion
Molecular function (GO): A2-type glycerophospholipase activity
Source: RefSeq, a predicted model, not a curated record
AUGACCAUGGCCUCUUCUGACUUGCUACGCAUCCGUCAGGGCUCCCGAUCUGUGGGCCAGUAUGUGGUCCAUUUUCAGACCAUUGCUUCUGAACUUCACUGGAAUAAUGACGCCCUGAGAGCUGCUUUCUGGAACAGUCUCUCUGAUCGCCUGAAGGAUGAGUUGGUCACUAGGGAACUCCCGGAUUCGUUGGAGGAACUGACCUCUCUCUGCGUCAAGGUGGAUCUCCGGAUGCAGGAACGUGGAGGUGGACGUAGUCGAUCGGAUCAUUCCAGUGUAAGUGGAGAGAAAUACCAGUCCAGGCAUAAACGCAGCUGGAUGAUGCCCGGGACACUGUGGUGUGGAGCUGGGAGCACGGCGGAAAACUUUACCAACCUAGGUCUGUUCCGUGGGGUGGAUCUUUGCUGCAGAGAACACGACCAUUGUUUCCCACAAAUCCAAGCAUUUGAAUAUCAGUAUGGGAUUCGAAAUUACCGUUUACACACGGUUUCACACUGUGACUGUGACGACAGGUUUAGGCUCUGCCUUCAAGCUAUCAAUGACGCAAUUUCCACACUUGUCGGCAUCAUGUUUUUCAACGUUUUGGAAAUGCCCUGCUUCAGCCUGAGAGAGGAGGAACAGUGUGUGGAGUGGCACUGGUGGGGCGGUUGUAAAAGAAAUAGCAUGGUACCUAAAGCUGAACUUCAGAAACCAGCCAUUUUCAAUGAUACCAAUCCUGAAGGCAAUUACAAAUUUGGCCCGUUGCCUCGCACAACUAGCCACCCACUUAAGUACCCUUCGCUAUCAAACAAACUUCCAUCUGACACGUCCUCCUCUCCAUCCUUACGCAAUGCUAAAGAAAGAAGACUGCAGAGGAAACUACGGAAGGCACAAAGAAAGUUUGAAAGAGCGAGAGGAGGAAUGAUAGAGGAAAGUUAUAAAGCAGAAGAAACCCAGGGGACAGAAGUAAAAGGACACUCUGUUCUCAAGAAACGGACAAACAAGGCUUCUAAGAAUAGAAAGUCACAACCCAAAUGA